AUGUAUAUCGCCGAUCAACAACUGGAGCAGCAGAUUGAGUGCCAUGGCUACAGUUGGUGCCAGAAUAGUGCUAAUCACCAGAAAGAUGCAAAUCUAGUUAGUGCACCGAUUUUGAAUGCUUAUUCCAAUUACAACUCUCAAGCAACCGAUUACAGAGCUGUAUGCCAUUUUAUCCAAUCAGGUGAUCAAUAUGACGUAGAUCGGCAAUUCGGCAGCACCAAUGAACGAGAUCAAAGUCCCACAAUGCAAAAACCUUCCUGUCUUUGGGGGCAAGCCAUUUUUACCAAUCGGUUUCAUCAAUUUGGUUGUUAUGAUUGGCUCAAUGGUGUUCAGAGCAAUGCACAAGUUCUAUUUGAAGAUGGUGGACAACAAUCUACAGCUUUUGAUCAUGAGCCUCAACAGUUUCAGCCGCAAACGGUAACCUUUCAAUAG
Molecule: messenger RNA, 432 nt
Organism: Oldenlandia corymbosa var. corymbosa
Lineage: Eukaryota; Viridiplantae; Streptophyta; Magnoliopsida; Gentianales; Rubiaceae
Source: the annotation of a GenBank genome assembly